Molecule: messenger RNA, 10450 nt
Organism: Porites evermanni
Lineage: Eukaryota; Metazoa; Cnidaria; Anthozoa; Scleractinia; Poritidae
Source: the annotation of a GenBank genome assembly
AUGGAAAGAGGAUCCUAUUUAAAACUAGACCAGAUUGAUCAAAUAGAAAUAGAGCUGAACGAGCAUGUACCUGCAGUUUCGCUGGUCGAGCCAAGCGAACAAAGUGAUUUUGAUGGUGCGCAGAACAAACGAAUAGAUUACGUGCUUGUUCAUGAAAUCACGAAGGACACUAAAGAGUUGGAUGAGGAGGCAGCCAAAGCGAUCAGAAAGUUUGAACGCUGGAGAUAUUCCUUUGAAAGAUCCCUCGAAAAUAACCUUGGGUUAAUUUUACAACGCAAGAUCGUCGACAUUGAAGACGUAGGUGUACGGGUGAUGUUUGUUUGGUAAAUUUUUGUUCAACAACUGCAACUUCAGUUUGGGUUAUGUAGUGCUAAUUAAGAGUUCCUUCAGUUAAAAUAUACCUGGGAACUCCUAUAAUCUGUUCCAGGCGUCCAGGCCCGGGUUGCUCGAAGCACGGUUAGUGCUAACCAGCGUUAAAUACCAUGGAGACCUAUACAUUUUGACACCUCUUAACCAACGGUUAGCGCUAACCCGGCUUCGAGCAACCGGUCCCAGAUCGCGCAAAGAGAUGUGAACAGAAACUACUAUCUGAACGCGUGGAACAGGCUAUAGGAACUCCUCCUGAGCACUACUUAAUAAAUUUAGUGUAAAUUUGGCUUUUGAAAGCAUCACCUUUUGUUUGAAGUGAAUAAUAACAGGUUAUAAUCAUUAUUAAUUAAUUGAGCAUCUUUUACUUUCUAGAAUAGCACUCGCAGCAAAGAUUUAAAUACCAGUCAUUGAGCGGCAAACCUUCUUCGACCAUUUAUUUAGAUAAUAUAAACAAAACAACUGAAAUAACAGCUGACAUUUUGUUCCUUCUCCAUACAAUCAGUAGGAAUGUUCUUUUUUUUAUAUAAAAGCACUACGGAUGUUACUGGUUCUUUGCUGUUACUGCAUAUAUGACAAAGUGAUGAAACUAUACUAAUAGUAGUAUUAGAGAACAACAUUAUUCUACCUUGACCUACAGUAUGGUGUUAAGUUAUGAUUUUUUUUUGUUUCUCCAUGUUUGCUUUGUUUCUUAAAUUUGGCGCCACAACUCGUCACCAGGAUCUCUGACCUUUUGUUACCUCGGAAACCGGGCUGAAAUUUCUCAUAUGAACCCAAGGCGAAAUUCGUCUCGAUAAGCGGGUCAUUCCGGUCAACCAGGUUCAUGUCAAGAGGCCCUUAGCAGUCUUGUUUGUGCACCUGUCAAUUUUUUCUUGAUCUGUUGUUAUAGGAGCCGGGAAAAGAGCGCCAUUUUACUCUGAUACAUGCCCCAUGGGAAGUCCUGGUACAUAGCGCUGAGGAAAUGAAGCUGAAAGUUCCCAUCCAAGUAAAUGACGUGGUUUUUUCAACUUGGCUAGAAGAACUUAUCGGCUACAACAGGUAUGAAAAGCUAAUAAGAAAGAAUCCAUUUGCAGUACGUGAUGACUCUUGCUGAUAAAAUGAGCCCUUAUCGCUCUCUGCCAAUUUUGCGGCCCAUUCUUUGUCAAACUCGCUCUUCGAUUUCUUUUUCGCUCUCGGUUUCGAUGACGAAAACGGACACGACCUUUUCUUUUUUUGCGGCAUUGUUACCAAAGCAAACGCUAAAUAUCCACGGAGAAUAAUACUGAAGGCUAUAAACAACCCGAAGACAAUUUGCACGUGUUGUGUCGAAGCACGCACUCGGUAUCACGUUACUAGUACACAGGGAAGUUAAUUGAUAUAUGACACGGGUAUGACAGAUCUUGUCAACGCUCAAUAAAGAUAAUUAACGAGAAAAAAUCUUUUACCCCCGAUAUCUUUCGACAGAAAUAAUAUUUUCUUCUGAUUUUUUUUUUUAAAAGAAAGCUCUCAAGCAUACCUAUUUGAAAACGUUGAAACCUCAAAUAUGGAAAAAUAGCAAUUUUAAGGGUGGCUGAUACCUUAAGUCAGCUAUCAUAAAAAAAAUAUUGCUAUUAUGGUUGAAAAAGGAACCGAUUAUUAGUUCCUGGCUUGAAAGCUUUUAGGGGCGCUUUAUGCAAACAGGCCAGAAAUUAUCCAGAAACUAUUUAAUCUGGUUAGUUGUCUUUUCAUUUGAUGUUAACACUUUCUAAGUUGAAUAGCUUGACUUAAUGCCAUGGAAGUGCCAUUCCCUCCAACUGCUUUACCUGCCGAAGUACUUAAAAAAGAGCUCCUUCAACGCCCCGUUCUUGUGCGAGCCAAAUUUUCUAUCUUCCGUUCAACCAGUCGUAUAGUUAGGGAGACUGUAUACAGGAUAUAUAUUAUUGCUUAAUAUGCGAUAUGAUUUAUAUGCAUCUAAAUAUUGCAUGGCAGCCAGGGUAAAUUGAACUGUUACAGUGCAAUAACAAUUGUACCCGACCAAGUGAAAACGAAUCUGCUAUUGUCAAUAUGCUAUAAUCUGUUAUUUAGUAGGAACACAGCCAAUUACAAAAAUGAGCUCUGUAUAACAGCUGCAGUUUAAUAGUACGUUUCCAGGUUUACUUUUAAUUAGCUAAUAUACAAAAACUGGGCGCAUCAAACUUUAAACGACUUUUGUUUUCUUUCUGGUUUGUUUUGGUUUGCCUUUUUUUAGUCAUUGCGGUUCUUUGAAUUUCAGUAAAUCGUCUAAUUUCAAAGCCACUCCUUUUGGUAAGAUUCCAAAAAUACUUGGUAAAGGCUCAAAUUGUAUUCACACAUACGGAGAACCUACAGCUGUAGAUAUGAUGAGUUCAAAAACUCAAACUUGCGCAAGGUAAUCCAUCUUCGUUAAAAGUCCUCUGCACUUUUAUUUCUCGUCGCGUUUAAAUGGCAGAGACUUGAGUCUUAACUCACUCCUUUUGUAUUUUGACUAUGGUUGGGUUACACAAUUGGAAAAACUUUGUCAUAGACAAAUGAAAAAAGAAAAAGCCAAAUAGGAUUAAUUAGGCUAAUAAGUCCAAUGAUUUUAUUUGCAACAUCCGCACAUGGACGUCGUGCUGAUUUGCCUGUUCAAUUUGCUUUUGCUUUAAAGCUGAAAGACAAUAAAAAAAACAAAAAAUCCUGGCAGCGGGGAAAUAAAACGGCUGCAAAUGAGCUCCACCCUGAGAAUGUGGCUUAAUUAGCCUAUUUAAUUCCUAUUUGGCUUUUUCCUUUUUCUCAUUUUUCUAAGACAACGUUAUUUCAAUUGGGUGUAGCUCAUGAUCCUCCUUCAGAAGUGGCAAUGGCCCCCUUUAAGCAGGUGUCUGUACGACAGGGUCCGAGAGAAUCCAUCUUCAGCAAAGAGGCCUUCGUGAGACAAAUGGAUUGAUAAUGAUGUUUGAAGCAACGCCGUCGCCGACGCGGUUGUUUAAACUCCUUACUUGCCCAUUUUAAGAAAUUUUGAAGGUUUAAAGGCUAAAGCCCCAUUGUUAUCUGUACUUUGUGAAUCGGAACAUAACCAACCAGUAACAGCAACUCACCACUGUAGCCUUACUCAUAAUGAAAAACUAUAAACUACAGACUGAAAAUUCCUGUUCAGUUUUAAUCUCCUCACAUUUCUCUUCCUUAACUGCUAAAGGUAAAUAGUUACUUAUUAACAAGAUUAAUUGCUGUCAUACGUUUGUAGAAUGACUGUGUACCGGCUCUGUUGGGCAUGGCUACAGCGUACAUGUACUUAAAGCAGACUCCCAGGGCUCGUAAUCAGCUGAAAAGGAUCGCCAAAAUGAACUGGAACUCAGAGGUACAGUAUCCUUAGACACUAUCUGUUUUGGGCCCGUCACACAGUCGCGGUUGGAAAGCGACGAGGGCAUGCUUGAAACGAGGCCAGGUUUCAAUUUUAUAGAUCUUUUACAAGUGUAAUUUACAAGAGUGACCAUUGUUUUAGAGUCUGAAACAAUAACUACACUUGUAAAUCACACUACUAAAGGUUUUAUAAAACUGACCCCAGGUGUAGAGUUUACAACAAUCAGAAGGCAGCUUCCGGGUAGUUUGGUGCUGCGAUUACCAAAUGACGCAUUGCAAAAGGUGGAAUAAAAGUGGUUGGACUCAUCAGCUAACCGACUUAAGUUUCCGGCGUAGCUCGAAGAGACUUAUAAGGGAAAUUAAGGUUAUAAAUUUGUUCAGCAACUAACAUAUCGUACUCUUUCAUUAGGAGGCAGAGGAGUUCGAGAGAAGUUGGCUUCUACUGGCGGACAUUUAUAUCCAGGUACAGAAAAAUAAGUGAAAAUUUUAUCGUCAAUGUUGCACUUCAUUCACUUAUUACGAUGAGUCACAUGUUUUGCUUCAUCUCAUACUCUUGUACCAUGCGGGACAAAAACAACUAAAGAGGAAAACUUUUUUGCUCAACUUAUCCUCCGUUUGCUCGAUCACUAUAUUUUCAUAUUCAAGACAGUAGAAGAACCAUAACACAAGCUUCUGGUAAUAGUCCCAAAUCACUGUUUAAUCCUUUGCGUAAAUUAUUAUACUUUCAGUCUGGCAAGUUUGAUAUGGCUGGUGACUUGCUGAAGAAAUGCCUACAGUAUAAUAAGGUUAGAAACGCUUAGUUAAUCGCAUGAUAUAUUAUUUUAUGGAUGAAAGGGGCUGAAAAAAUCGUAUUUUCAUAUAUCAUUGUUACUUAAGAAUUCAACAUUGCUGGUCCAGCAGGCGAGCAUACCCCACUGGUCUAAUAACAUUAACCCUUCUUUUCCAAUUUACGUUGUUAUAUAGAAUUGUCAUCAAUGUAACUCUGUACGGGAAGCCGGUUCUAUUAAAAAUUUGCAAAAAUAUGAACGAGUAAACUAAAGUUAUAUUAGACGAUAUCGAUGCAUUACUCAUUUUGAAAUAGAUGUUGUUUAAUAAUAAAAAUUCCGGACAAAUUGCCCUAUUUAAUCCCUGUGAGUGUAUUGUACCCCGGUUAAGAUUUCAGGUGAUCGACAACUCUCUUUAACGAAGGCGUUGUGUAAAAUUAUUUUUAUUAUUAUUGCUAUUGUUGUUGUUGUUAUUCCUUUUUGUGUACAGUGGAACCUCUCCUUUGGUACACCUCUAUUGAAAGGACAGCUCCAUUGAGAGGACACAAAAUUUGGUCUCGGAAAAAUGUUCACAUAAUCUUUGUAUAUGUUACUUCUGUUGUUGAGACACCUCUAUUCAGGGGAAAGGGACACUUUUCCUGGGUGCCGAAACCUGGGUCUAACCUCCAUUCAGGGCGCACCUUAGCGCUCAAAAAAUAACUGACCACAAAGUCGAUGACAAAUUUACAAAGUUACAUCAGUCACAGUGAUGACAGCUUUUAAAGCAUGAACGAUAUAAAUUUAAAUCGAUGUACUGCACUUGUGGGAAUUCAACACACAGCGUCGCAGAGAUAUGUUAAUCAUGAUUUUUUUUUAAUACAUUAUCUAGCUGCUUGAAAUAAUAACUGCAGCAGAUGCCGUGACAGAAUAAAAGAAAAAUAUUUUAUUUGUUGCUUGAUUAUUAACAAAACCCAGCCCAACCUCCGUUCAGGGGGCACCUCUAUUCAGGGACACUUUCCUUGGUCCCAAGGGUGCCCUCUGAAUAAAGAUUCCAGUGUAUUUUGUAACUGAACUCAAUGAUUGUAUCCUUUUUACAGUCGUGUUGCAAGGCCUGGGAGUAUAUGGGUUAUAUUAUGGAAAAGGAGCAAGCUUACAAAGACGCUGCCAAAAACUAUGAGAAUGCUUGGAUCUACGGCAACCAAAACAACCCCACAAUUGGUAUGUUACACAUAUUAUUUGAAAAGCUAAAAGCCGUUGACGGAAAUUGUUCUGAAACUCGCAAAAAUCUUACUCCUGCUCUUGAAGAAGAGAAGGAGAAAGUCGAAAGACUGUAAAUCUAAAAUAUUUAAUAAGCCUUUGGCAAGCUUUGGAUGAAUACUCCUAAUCUGAAAUGUCGAAUGAAUCCCCACCUGCUACCUAUUAUAAUCUUCUUUGUGCCUUGACUGUUAGUUUGUUAAAUGCUUUGGUAACAGCAGGAACAAAAAACAAUGAAAGACAAUGAAAGAAAUCUAUUUCGUAAAUAAAAAAAUAUAAAAAUAAUAAUAAAAUAAAAAUGUGGAAUUAGACGUGAGAGAAAGUAUUGCAAAUAAUUUUUAUUCUUCACAUCAAUUAUACAAUGGUGAAAAACCUUUUUCAUAGAUUGAAUUGUGUCUGUGAACGUCCAGGUCUGAUUAAGAAAUUCAGUAAAGAUAGCUGCCGUGAAGAGAUUCAAUUUUUUUUUGUCAAGAAGUAGUUCGUUAGAAAUAUUCAAAGGGGGUGUUAAUCACCAAAAGUUUUCUUUUAAAAUGAAAUUGUCCAAAGUAAAUUACUGCAAAUGCAUUCUUUACAUUUAUUUCUUCAUCAAGCACUGAAUACAUAUGAAUUAAAUAUAUUCAUUAUUUCAUGAUCUUCUUAGGUUAUCGACUGGCUUUCAACUAUCUCAAGGCCAAGCGCCUGGUGGACGCUAUUGACGUAUGUCAUAAGGUACUACUGUGUUCUCUCACAAAUUUCUUUUCUAUUCUAUUCUAUUUUUAUAGUACUAGAAAUGGUUAAAUUGUCUGAGCGAGAUUAAUUAUUGUAGUGGAGGUACGCUACAUCGAAUAAGUUACCAACAGCAGAGUUGGACCGACUUAGAAUUUGCUUAAACCUUUCGCCGUGUGCUACUGAAAUGCAAGUCCAUAUUAGCUAGCGUACAAAUGUCUUCUCAGCUAGCUAGCUUCUUUUCACUUGCCAGUGCUUCACGCAAACUGAUAAAUGUAAGAGAUGGAUACCAUCUUUUUACUUUGAAGCGCGCUGCGGAGGUACCAUUUGUUCUUUUGUUUUCUUUGUUGUUGUUGUUGUUGUUGUUGCUUGUUUUUUCGUAUACGUAGCACUUAAACGAGAGCUUCCCCUCAUCUUAACUCUCUCAGUUUUUCACUCAAACACUCACUCAUCCUGCACUCACUCCUUUGCAGGUUUUAAACCAGCAUCCAAACUACCCAAAAAUCAGAAAAGAAAUCCUGGAUAAAGCACGUCAAGCUUUGAGGGCCUGACUCGUUUGAUUGCUAUGUAGCCAAGACGCUGGACGUUUUGUCGUUAAAUAUGGACUGGACUUACACACAUAUACUUUAAAUUAAGAAAACAUCUCGCUAUUUCGUACAACAGGCACGGUCUCAAUUAAUCCAAUGCCUUAUUUCUCCUUAUUUCAUAUCUUUAAAAGAUAAAAAUUGCGAGAACGUAAUCGGCUGGUUAUAAACGAAGUGCGUUCUAAUCCAUUUUUCGAUUUUGCUUUGCCUGGGCCGAGUUGUUGAAGAGGCUUCAGUUGUUCAAAAAGCUGGUGGAUAGCGCUGUUCAAAGAAUAAAUCCAUAUCCAGUAGAUUAGUAUUAAGAAAACUAAUUGAGUUUUCCAGUGGAUUGUGCUUUAUCCGGCUAUUCACUUUUUUUGAACCACUUGAUAAGCGCAAAACCAGUCUUAGUUACCGUGACAACCCAUAUACUCUCGUUUGCACUUAAGAGCCAUUAUCUGAGAAAAUCGAGAAUCGCACGACACUCGUCAAAAAAUCGAAUUUUUUUUUAUUUUGCCAAAACAUCCCUUUUAGUGACCUUAUUUAAGGAAAAAUAGUUUUGGGUUCAAACGAACUUGGAGCUGUCAUUGGCGUUAUAGUAUACCGUGCCGCCGUAUUUGCUGUCUUAAGCAGCAACCGUGACAGCAACAUUAAAAAACAAGCUCGUCACAUUACAACGGUAUCAGCAGGCAUUCUAAAUCUUAUUGCAAUUAUGCUGUUGACUAAGGUCUACGUUAAGCUAGCAACCUGGCUGACAGAUUGGGAAAACCCGCCUACGGAGUCCGCGUAUAAGGACAGCUUCACGUGGAAGAUGUCGUUGUUCCAGUUUGUCAAUAACUAUUCCGCCAUAUUUUAUAUCGCAUUCUUUAAGUCUGAGCUAAUCGUGGGCACGCCAGGAAGAUACAGAAGAAUUCUGGGAAAGUAUCGACUAGACGGCUGCAGUGAACAGGGGUGCUUUCUGGAACUUACCAUUCAACUUUUUAUCAUUAUGGUGGGGAAACAGAUUUUCUUCAACAUCUUUGAAUUAGCAAUGCCGUAAGUACGGAAAAUCCAUUUAUAGCGAAAUUCGUUGUAUCUGGCUGUGCGUUUUGCAACUCUCGGGUUUUUCCAGCUUACUUGCAAGAGUUCAAAAGGUCAUGGUUUGUGAUUUAUGAUUGGUAGAUUUCGAUCAGCCAAGCCGGGCGAGCAUUACAUUGUGAGUUGCAUGAACCCCGCCUUCUUUAAAGUGAUUGAUGGAACAGAAAAACCCAAAUUUCCUUCUAAAUUUGCAUUACGCACAGCGCGAUACAACGAAUUUCGCUGUAAUUUUACUCAGUGCGAAGUAAAAAACACGUUGGAGUACAAUUUAUAGUAUUUUCGAUUUCACUCAGCUGGAAAUUUGUUUAUUUCAUGCUUUACAUUCAGUUACCAUGUGGCUGUAUUUUUGUAGAAGUUUACGUACUGAAAUAUAACACGAAUUAGUAAUAUUAAGUGCUUUUCAGAAUACAAAAAAUAAAAACAUAACAUAACAUAAAAUAAUAUGAAAAAAGUUUUCAGAUUAUAGCGUUGUGAAAAUUUUUGAAAAUGAGCAUCAAUAAACAAAAAACAAAACAGGACCCACCCAUGAACAACAUUAUGAGCGCUUAAGGGCUGGUUUCUACGAAGUUCCCUGCUUUAAUAUUUCCGCUAAGGCUUAAAAAUUUUAGAAUCGGUUGUUUCAUUUCUAAUACUUGUGUGUAACAUUUCAACAGGUUCUUUAAGCUGUUAAAAAAUCGGCGCAAGAAAAACAGUCCAGAAAAUGCUCCUCAGUAUGAAAAAGACUUUGAUCUGACGGCUUGUGAAAAGCAUUAUAUGUUUUGGGAGUACUUAGAAGUAGGUAAGUACACUGAUAAUGUCACCUAAUUGAGGGUCUGAGUGGUGGUACCUCGAUAACACUUAACACUUAGUAACAUGAAACAGUUAAAUUUUAGGCGUUUCAACACUUAACGCUAAAGAAAUCCGCCUUUGAAACAGUAAUUUUUUUCCAGAAAGAAGCAAAACCGGCUCCAAAAAGGCCAAUAUUAUUUUGUUUAGUAUAACAAAAAGUUUUCGGCCAUUUUACGACAAUUUCGGAUUAUUUCAGAAUAUUUCCGAAGGCUACCGUCGAUUUCCGAAGACUGUCGACGAUUUUCGAAGACUAACGAAGAGGUCCGACCAUUACCGAAGAUGUCCGAAGGGCCCUCCAAAUACUUGUACACCAUUGCGUUUAUCUACUAGUCAACCUCGUUUUAACGAAUAGUCUUACUAGAUUAUGAUACUAAUAUUACUCGUAAAGAAAAGACAUAAACUUAAUAUCAUACAUUCAAAUUCCAAUUUAUUUCCAGUCCUUCAUUAUGGAUUUGUGACCAUGUUCGUUGCUGCAUUUCCCCUCGGCCCUCUAUUUGCACUUAUAAAUGCCAUCAUUGAAAUCCGCGUAGACGCCAUAAAGUUCCUCUGCUACUUUCGACGUCCUGACGUUGCUCGCGUAGCUGACAUAGGAGCAUGGUACGGCGUGCUUGAGGCAUUGACAAGGGCGUCGGUGGUUGUGAACGCUUUCCUGUUGGCUUUUACUUCCGGAUUCAUCCCUAAACUUCUUUACAGGGUAGUGUACGCAAGUGAUCACCAUUCAAGUUGGGGUGGUUCGCUUAAAGGAUACGUCAACUCUUCUUUGGCAGUUAUAGACUUGAAAACUCUCUAUAGGUGGGAGAGUGGUACUCAGCCUGAACAUCCCGUGGAGAACUUGAACUACACAAGAGACUACUGCAGGUAAUAAAUUCUUGUGUUUGAACAUGGAAAUUUUUGUUUGUAAAGAACAGCAGCUGAGCAAUCAGUUACCUCACAGAAAUAGAAAAACUUUUAAGUCCUUUUAUUUCCUUUAAAUUAUAAAAGGGCUUUUGCGGAUUAUUCGUAACCCGUAUACAAUUGAGCUAAUCAUCCCAGCUUGUGUUCGAUUGGUCCUCGGGCUUCGAAUCCCAUCUGCAAUAGCCUGAUUUCCACAUUCAUAUUCGUUAUUUAUUUCAUUCUGAAAGUGUCUAUUUUUCUAAUUCAUUUGGUAGGAAGACACUUUUUAUAGCUUUUUUUUUUUUAAAUGAUGACAGAUGGCGUGUAAUAGCCCCUUUGACUGAAAUAAAUAUUCUUUCACAUUAAAGGAGUUUCUUUUCCUCUUAGUCAGUUAUGUGUGCUUAGUCCACAUAUUGUCUCUUAAAUAGGUAUCCUGGUUACUUUGAAAGCACCUAUCCAUACAGCUACUCCAAGCAGUACUGGCACCUACUCGCCGCCCGCCUCGCUUUUGUGUUUGUGUUCCAGUUCGUAGUGUUCACGGUCACUAGCUUCAUAGCAUGGGUAAUACCAGAUACGCCCGAUGAACUCAAGUUUCAGAUGGAAAGAGAGAAAGAAAUAAUCAACUCGAUAUUUCUUCGCGGCCAUGAAUACGAUAUUGAUUUUGAUGACGAAGAAGAAGAAGAAGAUGAGCCACCUUUUGAGGACGCCAAAGAGGAAGUGGAUUCUUGA